GAGCGAAAGCGCUUGCGUCUUAAAUCAGAAAACGAUCUUUACUAAUUCUUUCGAAGCAUAUAGUCUGCCGUUGGUUGUCGGACCGUUCAGUUUAGAAAUUCCGAAAGUUUCGUUGAUCGCGACACUCUCACUUCCUCUUUUUAAUUUCUCCUUAAAGUAUACCAACAAAUAAUACAUAAAAAUGGGUGAUGAUGAGGCAAAGAAGGCAAAGCAAGCCGAAAUCGAGCGCAAGCGUGCUGAAGUACGCAAGCGUAUGGAAGAAGCUUCCAAGGCUAAGAAGGCCAAGAAGGGUUUCAUGACCCCAGAAAGAAAGAAGAAGCUCCGAUUGUUGCUCCGUAAAAAAGCUGCUGAGGAAUUGAAGAAAGAACAAGAACGCAAGGCAGCCGAACGUAGGCGUAUCAUUGAGGAAAGAUGUGGUAGCCCCAGAAAUCUUAGCGAUGCCAGCGAAGAAACCAUUAGGAAAAUCGCUAAAGAGUAUCACGAAUUGAUUCGAAAAUUGGAAGACCAAAAAUACGAUCUUGAAUACGAUGUUAGAAGAAGAGACUUCGAGAUCAGCGAUCUCAAUGCCCAGGUUAACGAUCUUCGUGGUAAAUUCGUCAAACCAGCUUUGAAGAAGGUCUCCAAAUACGAGAACAAAUUCGCCAAAUUGCAGAAGAAGGCAGCAGAAUUCAACUUCCGUAAUCAACUUAAGGUUGUCAAGAAGAAGGAAUUCACAUUGGAAGAAGAGGAGAAGGAGAAAGCUAAAGUAAAAGAUCUAAAAUUAGGGGCUGCUGCUAAAAAGUAAAAAACCCGACUGGUCCAAGGGCAAACCCGGUGAUGCUAAGGCUAAGGAAGAAGUUGAGGUUGAAGCCUAAGCGUGCUCCCGCCUAAUUAUAAUUUUAAGAAUAUAUACAAAUAUAUUUUUUAAAGUAAUUUUCUUUCCUAAAAAAUAUGUAAAUUGUUUUUCUUUUUUUAAUUUAAACAUACACAAUCCAGAUAACAAAAAAUAUAAAAUUACACAAGAUGUCACACACACACAGACAAAAUAAGGAAAAGAUAUUGUAAUACAGAUGUAAAAAAAUAAAAAAAAAUAUUAAACAAAAAUUAAACAUCA
Molecule: messenger RNA, 1093 nt
Organism: Eupeodes corollae
Lineage: Eukaryota; Metazoa; Arthropoda; Insecta; Diptera; Syrphidae
Gene: wupA
Product: troponin I
Exons: 9
Coding region: 182-784 (200 amino acids)
Biological process (GO): muscle contraction
Cellular component (GO): troponin complex
Source: RefSeq, a predicted model, not a curated record